GUGUGUAAACCAGACAUGGCGCUGCUGUAAAGUGAAGAAACGCAGGCAUCGAUCUGUACCCUGGAAAAUCAUCUCACAUAUUCUGUUUCAAAGGAAUUAUAAUCACCAGGACCUUGUUUUGCAAUAUAGUGCAGGAACGUUGUUUACUGAAGUAACACAGCUGUUUUAUUCAACUGUGAACGCUAGUCAUCGUGUGUGGUUUACAGUUGCUACAAAGUUACAGGGGUAUCUAUUGGACAGGAUGCUACUGUGACCUUUCAGCGGGAUACACUGCAAUGGAUCGCUGGAGUUAAGUUCUGUCAGGUCAAUCUGACAGUGUUGCUUUCAUCUAGAAAACGCUUGGGUUUUUGGUAUUUAAAGACUCUGGAGCACCUUACAGAGACCAUGCCAGCUAAAACCAAAUACAAUUUAGUGGAUGAGGGUCACGAUCUGAGGAUUCCUUUACACAACGAAGAGGCAUUCCAACAUGGGGUCAAUUUCGAAGCCAAGUACAUUGGUAGUCUGGAUGUGCCUAGACCAAACAGCAGGGUGGAAAUAGUUGCUGCUAUGAGAAGAAUACGGUACGAAUUUAAAUCCAAGAACAUCAAGAAGAAAAAAGUCAACAUAGUGGUGUCUGUGGAUGGGGUCAAAGUCGUUCUGAGAAAAAAGAAGAAGCUUCCUAUGUUUUCACAGAAAAAAGAAUGGACUUGGGAUGAGAGCAAGAUGAUGGUGAUGCAGGACCCCAUCUACAGGAUAUUCUAUGUAUCCCACGAUUCCCAGGACCUGAAGAUUUUUAGCUACAUUGGCAGGGAUGGUGCAAGCAACAUUUUCCGGUGUAAUGUCUUCAAGUCCAAGAAAAAGAGUCAAGCCAUGAGGAUUGUGAGAACGGUGGGGCAGGCGUUUGAGGUCUGUCACAAACUCAGUCUGCAGCACACGCAGCAGAACGCCGAUGGGCAGGAAGAUGGGGACAGUGAAAAGAACAGCGUUGACUCAGGGGUUCCAGCUCGCCAGCUGACAGGAGCUGAGAAAUCCGUCGCAGAAGAGACCGACAUUGACGCAGAGGAAGUGCCCUUACCUGACAGCACCGUCGAUGAGUUCAAUCGCGGGGUGACUGACCUGGACACUGCCAAGACUGAACAAGAUACCUGUAACGAGAAGAAGAUCUCAGAAGAGAACAUAAUGCUGGCGACUCCCAAGAUGCUGCUGCCCCCAUCGUCAAGCCAACUUCCUGCAGGAACUCCCCUCUCGGUACACCACCAAAUUCAGCUCCUCCAGCAACAACUGCAGCAGCAGCAACAGCAGACACAAGUAUCUGUGGCUCAGGUUCAUCUGUUGAAAGACCAGCUGUCUGCAGAGGUGGCUGCCAGAAUCGAGGCCCAGGCCAGGGUCCACCAGCUCCUGCUGCAAAACAAGGAUAUGUUGCAGCACAUCUCGCUGCUGGUGAAGCAGGUGCAGGAGCUGGAGCUGAAAUUCUCUGGACAUGACUCAAUGGGCUCUCAGGACAGCUUACUAGAGAUCACGUUCCGUGCAAACGUGCCGCCCGUGCUGUGCGACCCAACCACCCCGAAGUCAGAGGACGUCACCCUGCCACAGCUCAGUGAUGGGACACAGCUCUCAAUGCCGCUGGGCAGCCCCUUAGUUGACCAAAGCAUGUUUGAGAACUCCAAUACAGCCCACAUGCCAAAGCUUCAGCACGUCUCUGCAUUAAGUAAGCGGAUGGCAGCUACCUCUUCGACAUCAGUCAGUGCUAAUGAAUCCACAGCGAGCGGCCCCAAGUCCGCUAGCAAUCAACACUUGAAAAACGCUCUUAACUUGGGGAAAGCCAUGGGAGCAAAGGUCAAUGACCUUCUGAGAAGAAAGGACCAGACCAGCCUGGGAGAUAUCGGAGUCACCGAAGUGAACAAGAACGCAGGAGCCAUGCUGUCCUGCACAGAGAAUACCAGACAAGGGACCAGUGGCAACAGCCAAAAACUACUUGAGACAUUUCCCAGGCUGGACCCACCACCACCAGGCAAGAAACGCAUGCCCCGUGCAUUGAGGACCACUCAAGACAUGAUGAUCUCCUCUGACCCAGUGGUCAAUACCCCUGAGGUAUCUGACACCUACACUGCAUCCCCUGACAAGACCCCACUAAUUAAGAAUGACAAGCCAGAGGAGGAGGGGGAGGAGGAGAAGAAGACGAUGACGACAUCAUUGACAAGCAAACCUAACUUUGAGGAAAAGAAAGAGGAAAAUUCCAAGGUCUUUAUCUCUGGCCAAGCAGAGGAAAACCUGGAGGACAAGUCCCAGCUUCUCCACUCAGUUCCUGACCUUAUCCAUAAAGACACACUGGACCUUAAGCAGAAGCCUGGAUGCCCUGAGGAAAGGAUCGCCUCCACACCAUGUUGUGGUAAACCAGACCAGCAGUUCAGCAUCAGUAAAGAAGAUCUUCUGAAUGGCUCAGAAGACUCUGGUCUUCCCAGGCAAAGGUGCUCCAGUGUUGACAAUGAGGAGCAUCAUCCAGACUUGCUGUCAUUUGAGUAAACCACUCACUGGUACAAUAUUCAAUUAUCAAUUGACUUUAAUGAAUAUUGUGGUGUUUUGGAGUAGUUCUGAUCACGUAAUCUAGCCUUCUCACAAAGUUGUGUCUAACACCCUAAUAAUGCCAGCUUUUACAAGUAAAUAUCACUGCUGUUAUGUUUUACAAAAAUUAUAGUAUGGGCAUAAUUACCACAGUAUUGCUCCCUAACAAUUAAUUUUAAAAAAGGGAUUAGUUAAGGUGAUUUAUGAACCAAUAUGCUUUAGAACUGUUUUGAAAAGUUAAGUUUGUAUUUUGAAUACUGCAAAUGUUAUGGCAACAUAAGUUGACAAGGGUGCUAGAUGGCAGUUUCCAUUAUUCAUUUGCGAAAAAAAUAUUAAGGUAGUGGAAUUUAGUUAUUACUGAGGAAGUCUAAUAUACCAUUUAGAGAAUGCACUCUGAUGUGCAAGUUCUUAAAUGUCAUUCAAUUGGUAAAUGAUAGAAAAUCGAAGUUUAAUUCAUUGAACAUUCGCUAUUCAGCUUUGUGAGAAGGCUCGUCAUGAUUCUGGGUCUUACAAGUUGGAAAUCAUGCCAGUACAACACCAGAAAAGAAACUGAUGGACCAAAUAAUUUUUUCUGUUAACCAAAGUGAGCAGUGUCUCAUUGUAGUCUCAGAGUAAGGUUUUCUGUGUGGUAUAGUUGGAUGCAGACUGGAAUAAUCAGUCCAAACAUCAAACAAUGCAAGCGUCAGUGAUGCCAUGUGGUAUGCAGUGUCCUUCAAACAACUGCAUUUCAACGUCACCAACCAAAAAGUCAUCUUCUGCAUGUUUAGUGGCAAUCAGUAGACUGACUGUAGCAAGUCCUGAUGUCUGGUGCCCCUUUCAUUCCAUGAUUGCUCUUGUCUCCUCAAAUCAGUCUGCUGCUGUUAGUGUUUUAACCACUAUUUUUAACUACUGUUUUAUUCCUUUAUAAAGUUCUCGUUGAUGUGACUAGAAUACAUUUCGGCUAUGCUUCCACUAGACCUUUUCCAUGUGAAACCUAUUACAUCCGGGUCUUCUGAAGGUGUAAUAUAGUAGGAAGUCUCCACUAGCAAAUGUGUAAUGAAAGAAGUGAAGACCAGUUUAUUGUAUCCUUUUAAUAUUUGCUUAACUAAAAUGUUUUAAAUGCCACACACCACUAUCAUUUAGGAUAUGUAAAAUGUACUGUACUCCAUACAGAGCACUAAUUAUAUGUCUCCUCUGUGCACUAUAUUGAUUUUGCACUAUGUGUAUCAGGAUGUCUAGUUCAAUCAGUUUGUCAAUUACACUGAUCUUGCAGCAGUAAUGUGUGUAUUAACCCCAAAAAUGGAUACUGCAUAUUUUAUAUGAAGAAGGGAGCGUGCAUACUGGCAACAUUGUUUAUAUAUAUAGAAUCGAAAAGGUAGUUUUUAGAAAUACGUUUUUAGAAAUAUAUUAACAACACUGUUUUAAAUUAAUAUUUUUCA
This is a messenger RNA of Polyodon spathula (Mississippi paddlefish), 3959 nucleotides long. Its product is annotated as carboxyl-terminal PDZ ligand of neuronal nitric oxide synthase protein-like. The transcript is spliced from 12 exons. The coding region runs from base 385 to 2502 and encodes 705 amino acids. The record is from RefSeq and is a predicted model, not a curated record. Lineage: Eukaryota; Metazoa; Chordata; Actinopteri; Acipenseriformes; Polyodontidae. Gene Ontology annotation, molecular function: nitric-oxide synthase binding.